AUGGUAACUCUUGAUUUUUCAAAAUUCAAUUUCCUUUUUUUUUUUUCUCUUUGCUUCACUAUUCAACUGAUUGGCAUGGAGAAGCUCAUCAAGGUAUUGAAUCGCCCCCCUGUAAAAAAUGAAUUAGACGAGGCAUACCUCAACCGACUAAGUAAAGAUCUCAAACGUGUCCAAGAUCAUACAAAACAAGCAGAGAAAGCAAUAAGAUCAUUUGAUGCAACUUUAGAGGAGUCAACAUCAAUUGAGAAGCAAAUCAUCGCUUUGUAUGCAUCAUACGGAAACGUUCCAUACACUCCUGAUAAAAAUGAUACUAUAGCAACAGCAGCAACUUCAGUAAUUCUUGAGGAUAUGAUUGAAGAGAAGCGGAAGGAGAUAGUACAAUCAUAUGAGGAGAAUGCAAACGUGGAAUUUGAUUUUACUGAAAACAUAACUGAAUUAAAGAAGCACAAGGCACAACGACUACAACAGAUUGAGGAUUUGAGUGGGCUAAUGGAUUUGAAGUUUGUGCCACCAUUGGGUUCAAAAGUGACCGAGUCGUUGGAACUACAAAAGACACUUUUCGGCUACUUGAAGAAGGUUUUGAUUAAAUAUCUAGCAAUUUCCGAUCGUGCAUCAGGAUCAGUUCACAAUAAAGAACAAGUACGGGAAAAGGUUAGGACACUAAGUGACUUCUUUGACAAUUUGUUGACCACCGAAUGGGCGAAUCUUCCGGAGGAUUCAAACACUAUAAUGGAAAUUUUGAUACGAGAUGGUGUACUAAUCCUCAAAGACAAACAAGUGAAAUUAAGGGGAUUUGAAAUUUAG
Molecule: messenger RNA, 804 nt
Organism: Lodderomyces orthopsilosis Co 90-125
Lineage: Eukaryota; Fungi; Ascomycota; Pichiomycetes; Serinales; Debaryomycetaceae
Exons: 1
Coding region: 1-804 (267 amino acids)
Source: RefSeq, a predicted model, not a curated record